Messenger RNA from Poecilia reticulata (guppy), 4587 nucleotides. It is a transcript of the gene atp8b4, whose product is annotated as ATPase phospholipid transporting 8B4. Gene Ontology annotation, molecular function: ATP hydrolysis activity; magnesium ion binding; ATP binding. Gene Ontology annotation, cellular component: plasma membrane; trans-Golgi network. Gene Ontology annotation, biological process: phospholipid translocation; Golgi organization. The record is from RefSeq and is a predicted model, not a curated record. Lineage: Eukaryota; Metazoa; Chordata; Actinopteri; Cyprinodontiformes; Poeciliidae.
GAAUAAACAAAUGGUCGCUACAGAUUGCCAGGAUUCAUGGAGACAACACAAGACUGCGCCUGUCACAAAGUUGUACAAGGAAAAGUCUGGGAGCGUCCCAGGAAAAAAUGCCAUUCUGGAGGAGAAAUACAUAUGUUGAGAAGGAACGCCGUGUAAAAGCCAAUGCGCGAGAAUACAAUGAGAAGUUCUCGUACGCUAACAAUCACAUUAAGACUUCAAAGUACAACGUCUUCACCUUCCUGCCCAUCAACUUGUUUGAGCAGUUCCAGAGGGUGGCGAAUGCUUACUUUGUUGUGCUGCUGAUCCUCCAGUUAAUCCCAGAAGUCUCGUCUCUGUCCUGGUUCACGACCAUCGUGCCUUUGGUUUUGGUGCUGGUGAUCACAGCUGUCAAAGAUGCCACUGACGACUACUUUCGACACAAGAGCGAUCGGCAAGUCAACAACCGCCAGUCUCAGGUUCUCAUCAGAGGAAGUUUACAGAAGGAGAAAUGGAUGAACGUUCGAGUGGGAGACAUCAUCAAACUGGAGAAUAAUCAGUUUGUUGCUGCCGAUAUCCUCCUCCUGUGCAGCAGUGAGCCUUAUGGCCUUUGCUACAUCGAGACAGCAGAGCUGGACGGGGAAACAAAUCUGAAAGUCCGCCAGGCCUUGAGUGUGACCUCAGAUUUGGGAGACGUUUCAAAACUGAUGGACUUUGAUGGAGAAGUCAUUUGUGAACCGCCGAACAACAAGCUGGAUAAAUUUACAGGAACGCUGCACUGGAGAGACAAUAAAUACUCUCUGGACAAUGAAAAAAUGCUCCUGCGCGGUUGUGUUCUCAGAAACACUGAGUGGUGCUUCGGCAUGGUCAUAUUUGCUGGGCUGCAAACCAAGCUGAUGCAGAACUGUGGGCGGACUAAAUUCAAACGGACCAGCAUCGACAAACUUAUGAACACACUGGUUUUAUGGAUUUUUGCCUUCCUCAUCUGCAUGGGGGUGAUUUUGGCCAUAGGAAACACCAUUUGGGAGACUUGUGUGGGCAGAAAGUUUGAGCUGUUCCUACCGUGGGACAAGUUUCAGAGCAGCGCCGUUUUUUCUGGCUUCCUCACCUUCUGGUCCUACAUCAUCAUCCUCAACACUGUUGUCCCCAUUUCCCUGUAUGUCAGUGUGGAGGUCCUGCGGCUCGGUCACAGUUUCUUCAUUAACUGGGACCAGAAGAUGUACCACAACGCGAGCGACACGCCGGCCGAGGCUCGCACCACCACCCUGAACGAGGAGCUCGGACAGGUCGAGUUCAUCUUUUCUGACAAGACCGGCACGCUGACGCAGAACAUCAUGGUGUUCAGCAAAUGCUCCAUUAAUGGGCAGACAUACGGUGAUGUCUAUGAUGAAUUCAACCAGAAGGUGGAAAUUACAGAGAAAACAGCGUGCGUAGACUUUUCCUUCAACCCGCUCUGUGACAAAGCCUUCAAGUUUUAUGACUGCAGCCUGGUUGAAGCCGUCAAGCAGCAGGGAUCUGCAGUGCAGGACUUCUUCAGACUGCUGGCUCUGUGCCACACCGUCAUGCCAGAGGAGAAGAGUGAAGGGAAUCUGGUGUACCAGGCCCAGUCACCGGAUGAGGGAGCGUUGGUAACCGCAGCACGAAACUUUGGGUUUAUCUUCCGGGCUCGAACUCCAGAAACCAUCACGCUUUGUGAGAUGGGAAGAGCGGCUACCUACGAGCUGCUGGCCAUACUGGACUUCAACAACGUGCGCAAGAGAAUGAGUGUCAUUGUGAGGAAUCCCCAAGGUCAGAUUAAACUAUACUGCAAAGGAGCCGACACGAUCAUCUUUGACCGCCUGGAUCCGUCCAGCGAAGACCUCAUGUAUGCUACCUCAGAACACCUCAGUGAAUUUGCAGGAGAAGGGCUUCGAACUCUAGCUCUUGCCUACAAAGACCUCAGCGAAGAAUAUUAUCAGGUGUGGCAGAAGAAGCUUCACUACGUGAGCACUGUGAUCGAGAACCGUGAAGAGCAGCUGGCUGCUCUAUACGAGGAAGUCGAGCAAGGCAUGAAGCUUCUUGGAGCCACAGCGAUAGAGGACAAACUUCAAGAAGGAGUGCCAGACACAAUCGCCUGCCUGAAUCUAGCCGACAUCAAGAUCUGGGUGCUAACAGGGGACAAGCUAGAGACGGCGAUGAGCAUCGGUUACUCCUGCAACAUGCUGCGGGACGACAUGAAUGAGGUGUUUGUCAUCUCUGGGCUCACGCAGCUGGAGGUGCAGCAGCAGCUCAGGAACGCUAAAGAGAACAUCCUCGGACUGAGCCGGGUGAGCAGCACAGGAGACGUCGAGAAAGACGACAUGUUUGCAGAAGAUUCAGUGUUUGAAGAAACAAUUAUUUCCGAGUAUGCUUUGGUCAUCAGUGGUCACAGUCUGGCCCACGCGCUAGAGCCCCAGCUGGAGCACACGCUGCUGGAUCUGGCCUGUUUGUGUAAAACGGUCAUCUGCUGUCGGGUCACACCGAUGCAGAAAGCUCAGGUGGUGGAGCUGGUGAGGAGGCACAAGAUGGCCGUCACGCUGGCCGUGGGGGACGGCGCCAACGACGUCAGCAUGAUCAAAACCGCCCACAUCGGCGUGGGCAUCAGCGGACAGGAGGGGAUGCAAGCUGUUCUGGCCUCAGAUUACUCCUUCGCUCAGUUUCGGUACCUGCAGAGGCUGCUGCUGGUGCACGGGCGCUGGUCCUACUUCCGAAUGUGUAACUUCCUGGCCUACUUCUUCUACAAGAACUUUGCCUUCACACUCGUCCACUUCUGGUACGGCUUCUUCUGUGGUUUCUCAGCACAGACUGUGUACGACCAGUGGUUCAUAACCCUCUUCAAUAUCGUUUAUACAUCGCUACCAGUUCUGGCGAUGGGACUUUUUGAUCAGGACGUCAAUGACCAGAAUAGCCUUCGCUACCCGAGCCUGUACAAACCGGGCCAACAGAACCUGCUCUUCAACAAACGGCAGUUCUUCCUCUGCACGCUGCAAGGCAUGGUCACGUCAUUCCUGCUUUUCUUUAUUCCCUACGGAGCGUUCUCCGUCAUGCUGAAGGACGACGGCUCCGACUUCUCCGACCAGCAGGCGUUUGCCGUCACCAUAGCAACGACAUUAGUCAUCGUUGUGAGUGUUCAGAUUGGACUGGAUACACACUACUGGACUGCAGUCAAUCAUCUGUUCAUGUGGGGCAGCCUGAUCGUGUAUUUUGCCAUUCUGUUUGCAAUGCAAAGUGACGGCCUGUUUGGCAUCUUUCCGAGUAAUUUCCCAUUUAUUGGCACGGCUCGUAACUGUCUCUCGGAGAAGAGCGUGUGGUUGGUCAUCCUGCUCACCACUGUGGUGUGCAUUUUGCCUGGCUUAGUCUUGAGCUUCCUGAGAGUCGACCUCUUCCCAACUCUAACAGACAAGGUUCGUCAUUUGCAGCAGUCCAGGAAGAAACAAAGGCCUCAGGAACAGAACCUGAGGCGAGUCCGCCGGACCAGUUCCCGCCGCUCUGCCUACGCCUUCUCCCACCAGCAAGGCUAUGGAGAGCUGAUCACCUCAGGCAAAAACAUGAGAGUGAGCACACUGUCUUCCACUCACUCCCUGGAAAGAAUAGCACAGAGCUCCAGCUGGAUAGAAAAUAUACUGAAGAGGAAGAACGAAGUCUCAGCAGAACCAGCAGAGAGCCAUAAAGCAGACAGGCUGAAGUAACACGAAAGGAUUCAAGUGCCUAACCAGAGUAUUAACACCCAUUUUAACUUCUCACAUUUUUGUUAUGUUACAAGUACAAACUUUAAUUUUAGUAGGAUUUUAUAUUGUUGGCCAAAAGCCAAGGUGGAAGGAAAUUGAUAUAUGUCAGUAUCAAAAUGUUUUACAAAUAAAAAUCUGGAACAGUUUGGCAUGUAUUUCUAUACAGUCAACACCAUAGACAACAACACCAUAAUCUUUUGUUGCAAUCACAGGUCCAAGUCUUUUGGAGCAUAUUACUACCAGCAGCCUUGAGACUGAAAUUUUUGACUUGUUCCUUGCAAACUAAUUGAAGUGGAUUGAGAGCAUCAAUCCAAUAGGCUGUUCUAACAUACGAGCAUGCUUUCAUUUAAGAUAUUACAUUGUUUUUCUAAAGGAUUUCCUGAAGUUGAGUUCAGUGGGAAGGGAUCACAUAGUAGAUCAAAAAAAUUUUGAAAUGUUACUUGAAAUGCAUAAAGGGAUCAUAUUUGUGUGCUUAACUACAUACUAUUAGACAACAAAAUUCAAGUGUAUUAUGUACGCUUGUGUUUUUCCUAAAUCCUAUAAGUUUGUUUUGUAAUUUCUGGAGUAUUUUUGACUUGUCCAAGGAAUACUCUGGAUGAAAGCGAUUUGUCUGGCAGUAGGGUUCAUUUCCAUACGGUUUAGGUUUUGAUUAUAGCUGUUUGCAGUGAAAAAGUUAUGAAAUUUUUUGGCCUUCUUGGUGUUCCGUACAUGAAGAGCAGGAAUGUCAUAGUGGACCACAUUUAGCAACCAAGUGUGAGAUAUAUACACUCAACAGCGCCGGUUAUUGCUUACAUAUGUAACCCUUCUUUGUUUGUCUCAAGUCCAGUAGGUUGACUUCACAACAAACACACUCAAGUUCACCGUA